ACGCGAUUGGCACCUCAACGUGUCCGAAUGCAAAUACUUAGCCAUGUGAAACAGAGACCAGACAGUACUGUCAAGAAACGGCGCACUUAUGUUACACAACCCUGUGCGCAUUUGCAUCCGAGACGCACGCAACUCUCGUUCUAAUGAACUGCAGAGGGAAAACGCAAUGACCAUGAGUUUCUUUGAGAAGCUGAAAAACUUACAUGGUGGACCUCCUGCCCUACCCAAGAGACCCCAAGAUACCAAUUCUGGAAAUGAUUGGUCAGAGGAUGAAUUUGAUGAGGAAGAUGGCGAUACAUAUGAAGCGCCACCCUGUGAGCGCCCUGCUAUCAAAGUCCAACGGCAGCCGGUGGAGGAGAACAUUUACCUCGGCUAUCCUGAGAGAACCCCACUUCCUGUUAUACCCCAAAGACAGGCAGCACCACCCCCAAGGCCAGCCAAAAGCACACCUAUAAUGAGACCACCUGAGCUGACAUCUGACCAAGAGGAGUUCUACAUAGACCCGAAUGACAGAAAACCUUAUAAGAAGUCAGGCCGUAGGAGAAGCCCCCCAGCAAUACCAGCUUUUAACCAUGAAGAAGAUGUUUACUUGGACCCAAAUGAAGGACAGACUGAGGGUAAGCCCCCACAUGAUGUGUACGUGGACCCUACUCCAGCACGACCGCCUGUAUCUGGAGUUCGCAUGCUUCUUCCACCCAAAACUGGAGGAAGAGAUCCUCCGCUACCCAUUAUGAAACCACCUGUACCUAGAGCCAAAUCUAGCUCUUUUGUCACCAGUGACUCAGUGAAGACAGCACAACUUCCAGUAACGAAAAGCCACACCUUUUCUGGCAAAGUUCCUCCACCAACACCGAAUAACAAGCCUCCUCUUCCACUGAGCCUUAAAGAAGCCAAAUCUUGUCCACCUCCUCCAGCUUCAAUAGAUAGCACUGUGCCACUGAUGCCUGCUGAAGGACAGGAGGCAGGGCUGCAGGAAACAGACUGGUUUGCUGGCGUAUGUGGGCGCAGGACUGCAGAAGAUGCCUUACUCAAAGUUAAUAGGGACGGUUCCUUCAUGGUUCGAUGCAGCACUGCACGGAACGCACGGCAGCCAUAUACAUUAGUCGUGCUGUUCAGCCAGAAAGUCUACAACAUCCCUGUGCGUUACCUGAAGGAGCUACACAGUUAUGCUCUGGGCAAAGAGGGCAAGAAAACUGAAGAGCUCUUUGCCAGUCUUCAGGAGAUGAUCUCUCAUCACAAGGAUAACCCCCUCUUGCUGAUUGACAGCAAGAGUCAGGCCAAACACACUGCCUAUCUCACACACCCUGUACAUCCCUAACAAUAUGUGCAUACAGUACAUGUACAUACCUGCAUAUCCCUGACUUGCUCCCUCAAUGUCUAUCUCACCCCCUUUCACCUGCCUAUCUUACAGAUGUAUUUAUUUAAUAGGUGUAUAAUUAAUUUAAGUCUAUAGCCCAUCACUGGUCAGUAUGGUCUCUAAUGGCAGGUAUUAUUUAGGUGCUAAACCAUUCUUAACACAUUAAUGAUACUGAAAUGGUAGAGGCAUGAUAGUGGGUCUUGCACUGCUAUGCCUAUAUAAAGCACAGCAGUGCCCAAAUAAUAAUUGACAUUUAUUUAACUUCAAUUUUUACAAUACGUUGCAUGCAAUGGUAAUUUUUCAAUAUAUCUUUCAAUAUAUAUUGUGGCUGUUUUUAUAUUUUUAGCUGCAUUGACUUUAUAAUGUAUAAAAGAUCUGUGCUGUUUCAAUAAACUAAAUAAAAA
This is a messenger RNA of Electrophorus electricus (electric eel), 1761 nucleotides long. Its product is annotated as B-cell linker protein. Gene Ontology annotation, biological process: cell surface receptor protein tyrosine kinase signaling pathway; intracellular signal transduction. The record is from RefSeq and is a predicted model, not a curated record. NCBI's taxonomy places the organism in Eukaryota, Metazoa, Chordata, Actinopteri, Gymnotiformes, Gymnotidae.